Vicia villosa (hairy vetch) is the source of this 621-nucleotide messenger RNA. Its product is annotated as putative disease resistance protein RGA3. Bases 1 to 621 code for a protein of 206 amino acids. The transcript has a single exon. The record is from RefSeq and is a predicted model, not a curated record. Gene Ontology annotation, biological process: defense response to other organism. Gene Ontology annotation, molecular function: ADP binding. NCBI's taxonomy places the organism in Eukaryota, Viridiplantae, Streptophyta, Magnoliopsida, Fabales, Fabaceae.
AUGAACAUGUUCCUAUCAGAAAGCAGUACUAACCAAAACAAUAUAGGCGUGCUUGCAAUUGUAGGCAUGGGAGGUGUCGAAAAAACAAAACUUGCACAACUUGCUCAUAAUGAUGAAAACGUUCAUAAGCACUUUGAUCUCACAUCACGAGCUUGUGUAUCAGAGGAUUUUGAUGUUUUGAGAGUAACCAAAGCGUUCCUUGAAUCUGUCACUAAAACACCAUGGGAAACCGAUAAUAUUGAAUUACUUCGAGUUGAGUUGAAGAAAAAUUUAAGGGAUAAAAGAUUUUUCUUUGUGUUAGAUGACUUAUGGAAUGACAAAUAUUCUGAUUGGGACGAACUUGUAUCUCUGUUGAUUAGUGGAAAAACUGGAAGCAGCGUGAUCAUCACAACAUGCCACAGAAAGGUGGUCGAUGAUGUGCUGCCCACAUUUGGAAGGUUGCGUGUGUUAUCAUUAUCAAGAUAUAGAAACAUUACUACUCUACCCGAAACAAUUGGCAAUUUAUUGCAGUUGCGCUAUCUAAAUCUCACUGACACUGAAAUCACAAGGUUGUCUGACACCAUAUGCAACCUCUACUACUUGCAAACCUUGAUUUUAUCAUGUUGCUCAAAACUCACAUAA